This is a messenger RNA of Paramecium pentaurelia, 249 nucleotides long. Lineage: Eukaryota; Ciliophora; Oligohymenophorea; Peniculida; Parameciidae. The record is from the annotation of a GenBank genome assembly.
AUGAAUUGUAAAAUUACAUUUGAAGAACAAUCAACUAAAGUAUCCUUCUCUGAUUGGGAUAUUUUAGAAACAGACUUAAUAACUCAUUCCUCAUCACCGAAAUAAGAUGGAUUCAUCAAUCAGAUUCAAAGACAUAAAUUUGUCAUUGGAAUUUCUAAACCAUAAUAAUAAAGAAUUGGACUUUCUUCAGUCAAUAUAAACAAAAUUACAAUCAAAGGAAUCUUAGGGAUAUCUAAUCUUCAUAUCUGA